This is a messenger RNA of Plasmopara halstedii, 951 nucleotides long. Its product is annotated as hydroxymethylglutaryl-mitochondrial-like. NCBI's taxonomy places the organism in Eukaryota, Oomycota, Peronosporomycetes, Peronosporales, Peronosporaceae. The record is from RefSeq and is a predicted model, not a curated record. The transcript has 6 exons. The coding region runs from base 1 to 951 and encodes 316 amino acids. Gene Ontology annotation, biological process: ketone body biosynthetic process; L-leucine catabolic process. Gene Ontology annotation, molecular function: hydroxymethylglutaryl-CoA lyase activity.
AUGGGAUCGGCCACACCAAGAAUAUCGGGUUAUCCAAGCUUUGUGAAGAUCGUGGAGGUGGGACCGCGAGACGGCCUACAAAACGAGAAGACCCUUGUCUCGACCAAAGACAAAGUCAAGCUCAUCAACUUGCUAUCCGACACGGGCUUGUCAUCCGUCGAGGCAACAUCUUUUGUGUCGCCUAAGUGGGUCCCACAAAUGGCCGACAAUGCUGACGUUCUGAACGGGAUUACGCGCAAGGAAGGCGUGUCUUACCCAGUCCUUACGCCAAAUCUCAAAGGAUUUAAUAAUGCAGUUGCGGCUGGAGCGAAGGAAGUAGCAAUCUUCGGCGCGGCAUCUGAGGCAUUUAGCCUGAAAAAUAUCAAUUGCUCCAUUGAAGAAAGCUUAGAGCGUUUUCGCCCGGUGUGCGAAAAGGCAAUGAGUCUUGGGGUCCGUGUUCGUGGAUACGUUUCGUGCGUACUAGGAUGCCCUUACCAAGGUCAGGUGAAUCCGUCUACAGUUGCAACAGUAGCUUCAAAAAUGAUCGAAUUGGGUUGCUACGAGGUGUCGCUGGGCGAUACUAUCGGUGUUGGCAAUCCUGCGUCUACUUUGAGGAUGCUCCAAGCGACCAAAAAAGUGAUUCCGGUUGGGCGUCUAGCCGUGCACUUCCACAACACAUAUGGGCAAGCGCUGUCUAAUCUUCUCAUCGCACUACAAGAGGGCAUCGCUGUCGUUGACAGCUCUGUGGCAGGACUUGGUGGUUGCCCGUACGCUAGCGGAGCUUCUGGAAACGUUGCGACUGAGGAUGUACUCUACAUGCUGCAUGGUCUUGGUAUCCAGACAGGCGUCGACCUCGAUAAAGUAAUUGAAACAGGCGACUUCAUAACCAAGAUUCUAGGCCGUUCGACCCACUCCAAAGUAGCUCAAGCAUUUGGACCAAAAAAGACUACAAUUCCUCUCAUGAACUUAUAA